Molecule: messenger RNA, 3747 nt
Organism: Trichoderma virens Gv29-8
Lineage: Eukaryota; Fungi; Ascomycota; Sordariomycetes; Hypocreales; Hypocreaceae
Exons: 3
Biological process (GO): protein localization to ciliary inversin compartment
Cellular component (GO): ciliary inversin compartment
Molecular function (GO): protein binding
Source: RefSeq, a predicted model, not a curated record
GAAACCCUUCAAAAGCUUCGUGUUUGGCUCCUGGGUACUCACAAAGCUGACGAGCGCUACGACGAUUCUGUUCGCAAAAGACUAAGCAGUACUUGCAAUUGGAUUCUUGAACGACCGGAAUUUACGAGCUGGCGAUCGGAGUCACCUUCAUCUCCAAAGAUGUUGUGGAUACACGGACCCCCGGGCUUUGGCAAAACGAUUCUUUGCGCUCGGGUGAUCGAACAUAUCAAGAUUGAACAGCAAGAGCCUGUCGCUUAUUACUUCUUCUCGUCUGAUCUCGAAAGCCAUAAAGAUCCCAUUGUAGCCAUGCGGUCGUGGAUUUACCACAUCGCAUUGGCCAGCGACUCGGUAAUCGAUAUCGUUAACAAAAAAUGGAGUCACGGCGUGGCAGCUUCGCAAAGGGUCAUCAUCGAACUGUUCCGAGAGGCGAUCAAGUUGGUAUCGAAUUAUACACUUGUCGUCGAUGGCUUGGACGAGUGUGCCCCAGGCGGCUCUUGCUUGUCCAUGUCGGAAUUUGUUGCUGAGGUCAACGAGGCAGUGCAUGGUACAAAUGCCAGGAUCCUUGUGAUGAGUAGACAUGAAUCUCGCAUUCACCGAGCUUUGAUGGAAGCCAAAAACGCGGGACUUUACCAGUACGAGGUGCGCGAAAGUGACGUUCGCUCAGAUAUAGAGGCAUUAUCGAAGCAUAUCGUGGCAAAGAAGCUGUCCGACGAAGAGACAUCUAUCCAAGCUGACAUGGCUAAAAAGAUGAGCGAUCGCAGUAAAGGUCAGUUUCUGUGGCUCAGGCUGCAAGAGGACUCUCUCAUCAGGGGACUGAGCCAGGUGCAGCUCCAGAACGCUGUUGACGAGACACCUGCUGAUCUCUCGAGUCUUUAUGCCCGUAGUUGGGCAAAAAUCUAUGAGCUCCCAGAAAAUGAAAAGACCCGGGCAAUUUCACUCUUAAGAUUGGCCGCUUUUUCUCUUCGUCCUCUAACAGUUCGCGAAAUAUCUGAAGCUGUACUCGCGAGAGACGAGUAUGAGGACUUCCCGGUCCGCGAGCUGCCCGACCAGUGGGACACCAAAUAUGUCAAACACAGAAUAUUGGAUCUUUGUAAUUCGCUUUUGGAGACCCGAAUGCAAAAUGCGGAGUCAACAGUGGGGGAAUGGACAAUUCAUCUUAUACACUUCUCCGCCAAAGAAUUCUUGCUAGGCCAUAUAUCAUACCAAGAUACCGUUCGAGGGAAUAUUCGGUUGAUGCUUGCGGCGGAGCAUACCAUUCUAACCAAGCUGUGCAUCAGGUACAUGAACCAUUCUCAUGUUUGGCAAGGCUCCACCGGCCGGGAUGAGCCGCAGUCCCUGGGUUCCUUUACAAACUAUGCAAUGAGCUUUUGGUAUAAGCAUGCGGUGGCUGGGGCAGCUCAACAGACCAAAUUAAUGGAAAUAGAGAAUUUUUUCAAUGAGAACAACCCCUCAUGGAUCAUGUGGAGAAAAUGGUUCGACUCAACUCAUAUCGGUUGGAAGAAUGACCAGAGCGAGCCGGCCAUUCCCUUGUGUUAUGCAAUAGAGCUUGGCUUUGUUGACUUAGCCACGGCGAUGAUCAAGCAAGGGAAAGUACGUGUGAAUUGUCACUCAAGCAAUCGCACGGCUCUAGGAAAAGACCUUAAUGCUGUGACUCGGAAUGAACAACAUAGCAUAUUGCUUGUGGCAUGUUUCGAGGGCAAAACCGAUAUUGUGAAGUUGCUCAUCCACCGUGGUGCGGACCUGACACAGCGGGAUAGUUACGGACAAACGCCUCUCUUUGCGGCAAGCUGUAAUGGCUUUUUUGAUAUUGUGAAGCUGCUUCUCGACCAUGGGGCCAAUGACAUGGUGGCUGCCCAAGACAAUGGGAAGAUGCCGCUUUAUGCAGCAAGCUGCAAUGGCUUUGUUGAUAUCGCCGAACUGCUUCUCAAACAUGGUGCUGACCAUACGAUGACCGCAAAAAACGGGCAGACACCACUCUAUGCAGCAUGUGGCAAUGGACACAUCGAAGUGGCUAAGCUUCUGAUCAACAGCGGCGCCAAUGUACUGACAACAGAAGAGGGAAGAACACCACUAUCUGCAGCAUGUUCCAAUGGCCACUUGAACGUGGCCAGGCUCCUAAUCGACAAGGGCGCCAAUAUUAUGCUCCCUGAUAAAAUGGGCAGCACACCACUUUAUGCGGCAGCCUUUCGGGGGUCGUUUGAGAUCGUUGAGAUGCUCAUUGAAAUGGGCGCUGACGUUUCCACCGCUCGGUUAGAUGGCUACACCGCUCUCCACGUAGCUUCGGUCAAUGGUUAUGCUGACAUAGUUGAGCUGCUGAUAAAAAAAGGAGCGAACGUGAUGGCAUCUAAUAAGGAUGGAGAGACUCCGCUUUUGAACGCAGCUGCCAAUGGCCACCUAAAGGUUGUAUCGUUGCUGUUGGAUAACGGUGCAAGACUUACAGAGAUUAAUCAGAACCGUCAAACAUCCCUCUAUGUAGCAUGUUGCAACGGCCAUGUAGAGGUGGCCAAGUUGCUGCUCGAGAAAGGCGCUGACAUCACGGCAACGGAGGAAAAAGAACAAACGCCACUAUUCGCAGCGUGUUCAAAUGGCCAUCUGGAACUGGUACAACUACUAGUGGAAGAGGGCGCUGACCUUCAUGCUCUAAACAUUGAUGGCGUGGGCAUGGCAUAUACGGCAGCCUGCAAUGGCCAACUUGAGGUUCUCCAGCUGCUUCUUUCACUGGGUGUCGACAUUAUUACCAAAAGCAAGGCAGGGUGGUUACCUAUCCAUAUAGCUUCAGCGAGCGGCCAUGCCAAAAUUGUUGAUCUUUUGAUUGAGAAUGGCGCCGAUAUCAUGGUGGGCAACGGGGAUGGUAACACUCCACUCAUAUUAGCAACCUUCAAGCACUAUGUUGAGGUUGUUAAUGUUCUUCUCAAGCAUGGGGUAGACGUUGAUGCACAAGAUUCUUUAAAGCAGACGUCACUUUUCUUGGCGAGCUGUGGAAGCGACAUCGAGAUGUCUAGGCUUCUGGUUGAGAACUGCGCCAAUGUCUCGAUCCCGAAUAAUAAGGGACAAACUCCACUCCUUCUCGCAUCUUACAGUGGGAAUCUCGAGAUUAUUAAACUACUCCUAGAGAAUGGAGCGGAUAUGAGGCCAGAUGAAAUGGGACACACACCGGCCUACGCAGCAUCCUACAAUGGGCACGUCAAUGCGCUUCGGCUCUUAAUCAAAUGGGGGGCUGAUGUCACUAUUCAAAAUAAAAGGGGACUCGCACCCAUUCAUAUAGCGUGCCGAUUUGGCCAUAUCAAGGUGGUAAAGCUGUUGCUCAAGAAGGGUCUGGAUGUCAACUCAGCUGACAACGAUGGCAUCUCGCUGUUACAUUCCGCAUCCUUGAAUGGCCACGUACAUACGGCUCGAUAUUUAGUUGAAAAUGGAGUGAGUGUGAACACAACAGUCAACCACGCUACACCUCUUUUCUCCGCAUGUCUUCAUGGUCACAAAGAGGUGGUUAAAAUUCUUCUCCAGUAUGAUGCAGAUAAAAGCAUUACGGAUCAAUAUGGAAUAACACCGGCCAAAGCCGCCGUUAGAAACGGCCAUAUCGAGAUAGUCGGGCUCCUCAAUGCCCAUAAGAUCCAAGGUUAUGAAGAUCGUGGCUUUCCAGCUAUUCCUAAUGCGCCUGGAGAAAGGUUAUAUGGAGGAAGACGCGCGGGAAUAGAAAGGCUGGCACCUGUUGAUGGACGUCGUAUGGGCAUGUAUAUAAGCUGCUAG